CGAUGCCCAUUUUAGCAACGAGCAAUAACUAAUUUCGGAGAAUAUAGCGAUAUUGUCCUCGCCCUCUCUCUCUCUCUUCUCCGUCACGCUCUCUCUACUUCUCAUUUUUAGAUCAAUCCAUUUGCCCUCCAAUUCGUGCUCGGUUACCGAUUAUAUAGCUGUUUGAAGAGUGUGUGUGUUUUAUUCAUUUAACAUUUUCCUGUUUUCACCGUUUUUUAUUUCUGAGUCUGUUGUCACUGUUGGGGAAAGAUGGUACUGAGACGCCUCAUCAAUCAGGUCAGAGGACAUGAGUCACAGUUGAGGCAGCUGGGAAGUUUGGCUGCUCGACCGUAUCAAGCUUCUCCUUAUGCUAAGGGAGGAGUGCACAGCCUUUCGAGGCAAAUGGGAACAAGUACCUUAGGAAAGCCAAGUCUCUUUGGUAGUCUAGCUCGUAGAUUGCGUGAUACAGAGGGAUCAAGUGAUGCUGCAUAUCUUAAAGAGCUCGCUCGUCGAAAUGAUUCAGAAGAAGUCAUAAGGCUGUUUGAGAACACACCAUCAUUACAUUCUAAUCCAUCUGCUCUUGCUGAAUAUGUCAAAGCGCUUGUUAGGCUUGAUAGACUUGAUGAAAGUGAGUUGUUUAGGACAUUGCGCAGAGGAGCUGCUAACACAUUGGCAGAUGAAGAAACCAGUGGCACUCUUUCAGCUUUCAGAAAUGUAGGGAAAUCUACAAAAGAUGGGAUUCUUGGUACUUCAAGUGCUCCAAUACAUAUGGUGACUGCUGAAGGAGGGCAGUUCAAAGAGCAGAUAUGGCGUACUAUCCGUGCUUUAGGUUUGGCCUUCCUCCUUAUGUCAGGACUUGGUGCGCUCAUCGAGGAUAGAGGAAUUGGUAAAGCAGGACUUGGUUUACAUGAAGAGGUGCAACCCAUUAUGGAAUCAAAUACAAAGUUUAGUGACGUGAAGGGAGUUGAUGAGGCAAAAUCUGAGCUGGAAGAAAUUGUUCAUUACCUCCGUGAUCCCAAGCGUUUCACGAGACUUGGCGGCAAGCUUCCAAAAGGUGUUCUGUUAGUUGGCCCUCCUGGCACUGGGAAAACUAUGUUGGCAAGAGCCAUAGCCGGUGAAGCUGGAGUUCCAUUCUUUUCUAGCAGUGGCAGUGAAUUUGAGGAAAUGUUUGUUGGUGUUGGAGCACGUAGAGUGAGGGACCUGUUUGCUGCUGCAAAAAAGAGGUCGCCAUGCAUUAUUUUCAUAGAUGAGAUAGAUGCCAUAGGGGGGAAGCGUAAUGCGAAGGAUCAGCAGUACAUGAAGAUGACGUUAAACCAGUUGCUGGUUGAGCUGGACGGCUUCAAGCAGAACGAAGGGAUUAUUGUGAUAGGUGCAACCAAUUUCCCAGAGUCCUUGGAUAAGGCACUGGUGAGACCAGGAAGAUUUGAUCGCAAUAUUGUUGUGCCAAAUCCUGAUAUUGAAGGGCGGAGGCAGAUCUUGGAGUCACACAUGUCAAAGGUUCUCAAGGGAGAGGAUGUCGAUCUAGAGAUCAUCGCGAGAGGUACCCCAGGUUUUUCUGGUGCGGAGCUUGCGAACUUGGUGAAUGUCGCUGCCAUUAAGGCUGCUAUGGAUGGCGCCAAAGCAGUGAGUAUGGCUGAUCUUGAGCAUGCCAAGGAUAAAAUCCUGAUGGGAAGCGAGCGCAAAUCUGCAGUUAUAUCUGAUGAAUCACGCAGGAUGACAGCCUACCACGAGGGCGGUCACGCCCUUGUAGCUAUGUUCACCGAUGGGGCGUUACCAGUGCACAAAGCUACUAUUGUUCCACGGGGAAAUGCUCUUGGGAUGGUCUCUCAACUACCGGAUAAAGACGAGACCAGCGUAUCAAGAAAGCAGAUGCUUGCCCGUCUUGACGUCAGCAUGGGCGGUAGAGUUGCUGAGGAGCUGAUUUUCGGGGAAAGUGAAGUGACCUCGGGUGCAUCAAGCGAUCUGGAAGGUGCAACCAGAAUUGCAAGAGCAAUGGUGACCCGUUACGGCAUGAGCAAACAGGUGGGCUUUGUCUCCCACGACUACAACGACAACGGCAGGAGUAUGAGUACCGAGACCCGACUCCUCAUCGAGCAGGAAGUGAAAGACUUGCUCGAAAAUGCUUACAACAAUGCCAAGACCAUCCUCACGACACACAGCAAGGAACUCCACGCACUUGCCAAUGAAUUGCUCGAUAAGGAGACACUCUCAGGUGCUCAGAUUAAAGCGCUACUCGAGAACGUUAAAGCUCAAAAUACGCAGCAGCAGAAGCAGCAGCAGAUUGUCACGAGUACGAGUAGUCCCCCGCCAAAGCCCUCUCCACCGUUACUUCCCAAUCCAGCCGCCGCAGCAGCUGUUGCUGCAACUGCCGCAGCCCAAGCAAAAGGUCCCGCCCCGGUGGCACCUUAAUUGGGCCUUUUUGCUCGACCUAAGGACGUUGGU
This is a messenger RNA of Salvia hispanica, 2421 nucleotides long. RefSeq names its product ATP-dependent zinc metalloprotease FTSH 4, mitochondrial. The record is from RefSeq and is a predicted model, not a curated record. Gene Ontology annotation, cellular component: chloroplast; membrane. Lineage: Eukaryota; Viridiplantae; Streptophyta; Magnoliopsida; Lamiales; Lamiaceae. Gene Ontology annotation, biological process: protein import into chloroplast stroma; proteolysis. Gene Ontology annotation, molecular function: ATP hydrolysis activity; metalloendopeptidase activity; ATP binding.